UAAAAAGCAGCCACAGUACCUUUUUUUCUGACAACCAGCUGCCCCCACCCACAACCCACAAAGCACUACCAAAUCCCAGAUGCCCCUUGCAAAAGCAGCAUGUGUCUGCAUUGCAUCUCUUCUCUACCACCAGUGGCAGAUCUGUGUCUUGUUCCUCUCACCGUUAUAUGAGCCCUCUUGCCUGGGCGCUGCACAUCUCCUGACUUUCCAUGGCCUACCAUCCCUUCCUCCAAAUAUAAAACCCUCUCACCCCCUUCAUCCCAUCUCAUUGUGGCCUCUAGAACCCCCCUGAAGUCUUUCUCUGUACAUACAUUCUUGUGCAGAUCUCGUGUAUCGAGUAGUUCCUGUGCUGUUCGUCGCAAGACCCCGAUUGUUCAACUGGUGCCCAAAUGGAUCCCAUGAGCAGCAUAGAGAAGAUCAGGGCCAUGAACAAGUUUAGCGAGAGCAGGAGGCUGCAGAAGCUUCCUACUCUUUCAAUCUAUGCGGUGGCCACCUCUGUCACCUGCCUGCUGCUCACUAGCCCUGCUUGGUUCCCUAGCCUGUGCUCACUCCUCAGCUUCUUCUUCUUCACCACCCUCCCUGGCUUGGUCACAGCCUUCCUGCUCAGCCCCAAGUGCCUCUUCGUCGUCGGCAACCUCAUCGUCGCCUUCCUGGUUGGCGAAUCUAGGUUGUCACCUAGGAGGGACGACGAUCAGCCUUCCUUGGUGAAUGAGAUACACGAGGAGCACGUGAAGACGAACAUGGCAAUGGUCGCAAAGGCAACAACCGAAGCGGUGGUGGUGGCUGACCACAGUGCUUCUCUAGGAGUGGUGGGGCUGGGGAAGGAAGUGGAGGUGAAGGAAGAGGAAGGGGAAGAGGAGGAGCUGCACAAGAGAGUGGAGGACUUCAUUGCAAGGGUGAAGAAGCAAAGGAAGCUGGAGGCCAAGAGCUUCUUCGAUGUUGAUCGAUAACUAUGUCCGGAAGUUGCCAAUUAAAGCAAGAUUGCAUCCAAAAAGAUCUUUAAGGCUUUGUGCUGCUAUCCUUGAUCAUGUCUUGUUAUGUUAGUUAAAAUAUCGAAGGUAAGGAGGAGGUCAGGAGAUGAACCCGUUCCAAUGUAGGAGUUACAGUGUCACUGUAACCAUGGCAAGUAUUAGGGAAAGGAGAGACAUGGAAUGUGUGUGAUCUUUGAGAAAAGUACAAAGGAAGAAAAGUGAUGCAUGGUGUGUUUCUCUUAUAUUGAUUUGUGUCAAGACUCGAUUGGCUUGCUGCCAUGAU
Panicum hallii is the source of this 1254-nucleotide messenger RNA. RefSeq lists its product as uncharacterized. Bases 390 to 950 code for a protein of 186 amino acids. The transcript has a single exon. The record is from RefSeq and is a predicted model, not a curated record. Lineage: Eukaryota; Viridiplantae; Streptophyta; Magnoliopsida; Poales; Poaceae.